Diversispora eburnea is the source of this 2286-nucleotide messenger RNA. NCBI's taxonomy places the organism in Eukaryota, Fungi, Glomeromycota, Glomeromycetes, Diversisporales, Diversisporaceae. The record is from the annotation of a GenBank genome assembly.
AUGAACAAAGUACCUCUCGGGAGAAGACGUGACAUUGAUAUUCAUAGCGAAGACGAAGAUGAAUUCGACAUAACUCGUGAGGAACUAGUACUUAGUGAUUUAUCCGGAUCCGAGGCAAGCUGUGAAGACUCGGAUAAUGAGAGUGAAAACUCUCAUACCGACGGUGAAGAGACUUUAAAGGAAAGACCGAGUUUUGUAACUGAAAACUCAAGUCCUAAUAAAGAAAGAAUAGCUCCCUUAAUUACUGAGGAUGCAAGAUCCGUGUUCGAAGAAUCAAGCUCUUUGACUGACACGACGUCAAGUGAGGAAAGUCUCCUGAAAGAGACUAAUGAAUUAACAAUUAAAUCCAAAAAUAAAAAAUACUCGAACAAUUCCGGUCCCGUUACUAAAGAAGUUAAGCGUUCCGAUAGUUCUUCGGACGAAUUAGUUAAAAGUAUCUCCUCAAAUGAGGGAGAUAAACAAGCCAAUAAUUCAGAUUCAUCCAAAGAACCCCCCAAAGUCCUAACGGGUUGGCAAAAGAAAUUAUUGGCAAGGCAAGAAUAUCGUAAGAAGCUGGCUGAAGAUCCAGCCUUCGUACCUCAUCUUGGAGAAUUUUGGGGACAUGACGAUCGAUUCAUAAAAGAAGAGUUGAAAAACGAUUUUGAUCCACGUCCACGAAAUUUACCUUUUGGUCCAAAAGGUAGAGCUGUAUGGGGAAAUUCCCCACCAAGGGGGCGCUGGGAUCAUAAUGGUUUCGAAGAACUAAUGCGGAUUGAGGAAGAAGAAAUACGCCGCAAAGAAUUUCAGCGAAGGGCACAACAACGUCGAGACUUCGGGUGGUUACCGUCCGAUCGUCGACGGCCACCUGCACGUAAUUUUUUAUCACCGCCAAAGGUUAAUCAAAAUAGAUCAAUAAAAUUUUCACCUUCAAACAGAGAAUCUUAUAAAGAGCAUCCAUAUGGGUUUGAAUCGAAAGAAUCUUCAAAAAUUAAAAAUAGUAAAGAGGGAGGAAACCUUCAUCAUAAUAUUAAUCAUUCAACUCAUGAGAACAAAUUGGAAAAUUUACAGGAUGAAGUAGAAGAAAAUAACGCAAAAGUCACGUCACGACAUAAUGAUCAAAAAUCAAAAAGUAAUACAAGUAGUUUUCGUGGCAGAGGAUAUAUUCGAAAUCCCUUGCGUUCACAGGCGAAUGAAACUCAAGAACGUGACACUGUAAAAGAUGAAUCAAAAAAGAAUGAAAUACAAGGAUCAGAUAUUGAAGUUGGAAUUGAACAGAAUGAAACUCAAAAAUCAUGUAUUGUCGAAGAUGAACUGAAACAGAAUGAAACUCAAGAUGAUAGUAUUGAUUAUAGUUCCCUACCGAAUGAAACUCAAGAAACCGGUAUCGUUAAAUAUGAAUUGAAACAGAGUGAAUUACAAGGUGAUAUUUCCAAAGAGCAUAACAUAGAUCACGAUAAAAAAGACGAAACAUUAACAACAAGUGAGGGAUAUAUAAAUGAUGGUAGGUUGAAUAUUGCUUCAGAAUAUUGGGUAGAAUUGGGACUUUCAAUAAAUGAAAAUGAGGGAGUAACUGAAGGGUCCGAUGAAGAGUCUGAAGUCGAGAUAAUUUUAGAUUCCCCAAGUAGUAAUGCAAACGAAAAACAAGAAACCGAUAUAUCUGCGAAUGAAAAGAUAAGUAUAAAAUUCGGAAAUCAUUCAGAAUCUGAUAAAUCACCCUUGGGGAAAGAAUCAUCGAAUUCGACAUUAUCAGAACAAGAACAGGAGCAUUCACAUCAAAUUACGCAUUCUAAACGAUAUUCAACAAGAAGAGUUGCCGCAUCUGCAACUCAAAAUAACCAAACAUUAGAAGUCAAUAAGGAAGCAAAAGAUAUCAAAACAAGCGAAAUUCCGUUAUCAGCGGUCUAUGCACCACCCUUCAAACCAAGAUCUAUGACGUCUCUUGUAAAAGAAAAUGUCAUUGAGGGCGAAAAGAUCAAUGAUGGUAACCAAUCCUCUCUACAAACACCAGAACCUCAAAUUAGAUAUUAUACUUCAAAUAGAGCACCACCAGUGUUUCCAUUAAGAAAUUACCCGGCAGAAAAUAAUUUGCCAAUAGAAACGCCGCCAUCUACUAACUCAUUUGCUGCUGAAAGUAAUGGCAUGGUUUAUUAUUAUGAUCCUAAUGUAUAUUAUGUUUACGGUAAUGAAAAUGCGACCAAGCCAACUUUUGUAACUCAACCACCGCCAACAAUUGUAACUCAACCACCGCCAACAAAUGCGCAUGAACGUAACGGUGUUUAUUACUUUUACCCUCAGUAUUAUCCAUAA